Messenger RNA from Corapipo altera (White-ruffed manakin), 2996 nucleotides. It is a transcript of the gene BMP6, whose product is annotated as bone morphogenetic protein 6. Gene Ontology annotation, cellular component: extracellular region. NCBI's taxonomy places the organism in Eukaryota, Metazoa, Chordata, Aves, Passeriformes, Pipridae. The record is from RefSeq and is a predicted model, not a curated record. Gene Ontology annotation, biological process: SMAD protein signal transduction. Gene Ontology annotation, molecular function: cytokine activity; growth factor activity. Bases 425 to 1732 code for a protein of 435 amino acids. The transcript is spliced from 7 exons.
GCGCUCCGGCCAGCCCGCGGGGACCGGGGCUGCAGCCGCAGGAGCCGCUCGCUCGCUCGCUCUGCUCCCUGGCAGCGGGAAAAGUUCGCAGCUCUUCACCCUGCUCCUUCUCCCCCCACACGCAGCGCCCGCGGCCCGGCGCGGAUCCCCCGGGCAGGGGCAUGGCGAACUGAGCGCCCGGACCGGGCCGGGGGCGGCCCCGCCGCACCUGAGCGGCGGCAGCGGCGGCAGGGGGGUCCGCACCGCGGUGCUCCGCGGGCGGCCAUGCGCGGCGGGGGCGAGCGCUGAGCCCCCUUGGCCUGGCCGCCCCCCGCCGGCCCGGGCGAUCCCCGCUGCCGCGGGGGGGCAGGGCUGGAGGGCGCUGGGCAGCCCCCGGGGAGAGCGGGGAGCGGGGACCUUGGCUGCCUGCGCCCGGCCGAGCGCCAUGCCGCGGCGGCUGGCCUGGCUGUGCUGCUGCUGGGCGCUGCUGAGCGGCGCCUGCCGCCCCGCCGAGCCCGCGCUGCCUGCGGAGGGCGGGGAGCCACCGCCGCCCGCCGCCGCCUCGGGCUUCCUCUACCGGCGGCUGAAGUCGCACGAGAAGCGGGAGAUGCAGCGGGAGAUCCUGUCGGUGCUGGGGCUGCCCCACCGCCCCCGGCCGCUGCCGCGGGAGCCGCCGGCCCCGCCGCCGGGACGGCUGACGGCGGCACCGCGCUUCAUGCUGGACCUCUACCACUCCCUGGCCGAGGGCGCGGAGGGCAGCACGGGCACCGAGCGGGGCGGCCGUCCGCCGCCCCCCGCCCCGCCGCCGCUACCCAGCCCGCAGGACAGCGCCUUCCUCAACGACGCCGACAUGGUCAUGAGCUUCGUCAACCUGGUUGAGUACGACAAGGAGUUCACACCUCACCAGCGGCACCACAAGGAAUUCAAAUUUAAUUUGUCUCAGAUUCCUGAGGGGGAGGCCGUCACAGCCGCUGAGUUUCGAAUCUACAAGGACUGCGUUUUAGGAAGCUUUAAAAACCAAACCUUCCUUAUCAGCAUCUACCAAGUGCUGCAGGAACAUCAGAACAGGGCCUCUGACCUGUUUCUGCUGGACACGCGGGCAGUGUGGGCAUCAGAGGAGGGCUGGCUGGAGUUUGAUGUCACUGCGACCAGUAACAUGUGGGUGAUGAACCCUCAGCACAACAUGGGACUGCAGCUGAGCGUGGUGACCCGGGAUGGUUUCAGUGUAAAUCCUAGAGAAGCAGGCCUUGUAGGGCGAGAUGGCCCUUAUGACAAACAGCCUUUCAUGGUGGCCUUCUUCAAAGUGAGCGAAGUUCACCUACGGACCACUAGGUCAGCGACAAGCAGGCGCAGGCAGCAGAGUCGGAACCGCUCCACCCAGACUCAGGACGUUUCCAGGGUGUCAAGUGUCACAGAUUACAACAGCAGCGACUUAAAAACAGCGUGCAGAAAGCAUGAGCUCUACGUUAGCUUCCAAGACUUGGGAUGGCAGGACUGGAUAAUCGCUCCAAAGGGCUACGCAGCCAACUACUGUGAUGGGGAGUGCUCAUUCCCACUCAAUGCCCAUAUGAAUGCAACCAAUCAUGCCAUUGUCCAAACUCUGGUUCAUCUUAUGAAUCCUGAUUACGUUCCCAAACCAUGCUGUGCACCUACCAAACUAAAUGCCAUAUCUGUUCUUUACUUUGAUGAUAAUUCUAAUGUAAUCUUGAAGAAAUACAGGAAUAUGGUAGUAAGAGCUUGUGGAUGUCACUGACAAACAGUCUUCACGUGGACUCUGUGAUGCUACCAUGAACUUUGAUACAACCUUCCCUGCUUUCAGGAGCUUGGAGAGAAAAUCAUGUGGUAAACCACCUUUCAGAACACCACAUAUGUGCCUUGUGGGGGGACGGUGUGGGGACCACCCCCUGGGGUGUGAACAAACUGCUGGACUUCUUAUAGACUGACCCUAUGCCACGGUGGCUGCUCAGCUCAGCAGCAGCAGCAGCAGUAUGCCCACACAUGCUUUAUUUGGCUGGGAUGGUCUUAAUCUCACAUAGCAGCUUGGCCUUUAGCAGUUGCUUGGACAUCUGCUGAGUUUUACCAGAUGGGUUAACAACACCCAAAAAAAGUGAGGUCUUUUUCUUGGUGGUUGGGAGGGAAGACAAGGGGGAGAGGCAGAGAAGCUAAAGAAAGUGUUGGCACUUCAGUCGUAGAGCAUACGUCUCACACAAGAUCAUUUUGCCCAGAAGGACCAGCUACUAUGCCUAGGCUGUAAGUCUCCUCCUGACAGCUGUCAUGACAGUAAGCAUCCAAAAUUGUGCCAAAGUAAAUGUUUCAGUUCUCUUAUGCUCCAAGCACUGUUUAACUCUGAUCCUGCAAGCAUAAGAUGGCUUGGCUGCACCAUGUGUUAGAAACACUACCAUGAACUCAGGCCCUGGCUGGUCUUGCCAGUUCACUCUCUGACUGAGCAGCACAACUUUAUACACUUGUUCUUAUGCAACUUCCUUCCCCUCCCCUCAUGAGGUGGCCUCAUCUAUUACCAGUUGCCCAGGAAGGAAGUCAGGACACUUCUAAAGCUAUAAUUCAGAUGUAAAAGUUUAGGAGCCAUUCAUUCUCUAGCUGGACAGUUUGUUUACAGGAAGACAGAAUGUCUACAACAUUUGCAACCUUUUCCAUUCGACUCACACAACUAACAAACUGGUUUAAAGGAUAUGCAGUGUAGCCAUGCUUUGUCUAGCAGAAGCUAAUAGCAAAUUGUUUUGAUCAAUAUUAAACUUGUAUUGAAUGCACUUACCUCUACUUGCAUUUAAAAGGCUUCUUGUAAAUACAAGCUAUAAUUUAUUGCACUUGUCACUGUAUAUUCAUUGUUCUGUAUCAUUUAUAGAAAGACUGCUUUUUUAAAAAGUUUUUAUUUAGAAAAAUCUCAGUGUAAACAAUUGUACCACUUUGAUUUUAUACAAGAAACUCAUGAGAUUGUGCUUCACUAGAAAGUUGUUAAAAACGUAAUAAAGGCUUCCUGUAAGGCAGAAGUAUACACA